This is a messenger RNA of Phialemonium atrogriseum, 2044 nucleotides long. RefSeq lists its product as uncharacterized. Bases 134 to 1882 code for a protein of 582 amino acids. The transcript is spliced from 2 exons. NCBI's taxonomy places the organism in Eukaryota, Fungi, Ascomycota, Sordariomycetes, Cephalothecales, Cephalothecaceae. The record is from RefSeq and is a predicted model, not a curated record.
AUUACGGCCUCUGUGCCCCCUUCGCUUUCCUACGUCUCCCACACCAACAGAGCUGGCCUCCACCCCCCAAAAGUUCACCAACACCAUAAUCUAUAAUAUCUCCUGUGUGCCCAAGCAAGGCACAGCACUCACCAUGUCCACUCUGGCAGCGGAUGUCACCUUUGACUUUACCUUCCCACCACCAUGCGGCCCUGUUACCCCUCCGAGCUUCUCUUUUGAUCCCUCUCUCCUUGAAAUCCCCUACCAUCCUGGUCAUGCUCGCUCCAGCUCGCAUGGAUCCGUCUACUCCUUCGAGUCGUCGCCCUCCGACUCGAUCACCACCACCAGCACUCGGAGGACCACACCCAUGCGGUCUCCCAUCCGGACUCACGGCCCACUGCUUCUUCCAAAGAUCCGGUCCCAGGAUCAGGCGAUCGGCCCGUCAGCUUCGGGUGCUUCGCCCCCUAAGCGCAUGAGGACGUCGCCCGCUCCGUCUGCACGGAGGAAUAGUCGAAAUGUCGCCUCGGGUCAUACGCGCAGCUACACAAACCCGGAGACCAUCUCCUUCUCAGCACCGCUGUCCUUCUCCGAAGAGCGCUCGGGCACUCCCAGCCUCCUCUGCUCCCCGGUCAGCUUUGCGCCGGCGCUAGAUGCGUCAGCUUGCCACUCUCGUCGCGCAUCGACAUGCAGCCUGGAUAAUGCCACCAUUGAAAAAUACGGCUUCCCCACCUACCGGAACGUGCCCGCAUACGUCUCCGGCCCCGGUGGCAACUGCACGGCCGCCCCUCAACCCCAGCAACAGCUUUCCCAGGCCGAGCCCUUCCUCUACCAACCCUACGCGCCGCGUGCUCCAUCUCCGUUGGCUCACGCCUCGAUGUCGCCAGAGCCCACUCCAACGACGACCCUCAUGACUUACCUGACGUCGCCCAACCCGGCCCCGUCUCUGGUCCGCACCAUCUCCUUCCCGCUGCGCGAUCCCCACACGAGACAUUUCUGGUGGGAUGUUCGGCAAAUCCGGCCGUGGAGCUCCUUCAACGCCUCCACCAUCCUCUCCCUCCCCCGCGCGGCCUCGCUGCCCUGCCCCGUCCCGGCGCCCCUCCUCCCAACGCCGGCGACGGCACAGCGGCACCCCGAGACCGAGGCGGCGCUGCACUCCAUGUACGCCUCGUACUACCUGCCCAAGCUCAACUCGGCGCUGGCGCUCUCGUCCACGCGGCCGCUGCAGCUGUCGGUCCCGAGCAAGGCGGCCAGCCCGGCCAGCAGCGGCAUGGCGAGCGACUGUAUGUUCGUGGCCAACGUGGCGGGCGAGUCGGCGUCGGCGGCGGCCAUCUUCGGCGGAAAGCCGACGGCGCAUGUGGUGGGGCUUGUCAAGAGCUUCGACCGGUUCAACACGGGCAUGCGCGUCGAGGGCAACGUCAAGCGCGUCGAGUACCUGCGCGGGCUGUCGCACCUGCACCACGCCAUGCGCGAGCACGGCUGCCGCUACGGCUUCAUCCUGACCGAGAUCGAGCUGGUCGUCGUCCGCAACGGCGGCGAGUCGGUCCCGCACUUUGGCUACCUCGAGGUCAGCAGCGUGCAGCUGGCCAAGGCGGCCAGCCCUGCCGACGACGACGAGAUCCUUGGCAGCGAGGUGCCGGACCUCACGGCCUGCCUCGCUCUCUGGGGCCUGUGCAUGCUCGCGGGCGACGACGAGCCGUCGCCGGGUCAGGCGCACUGGCGCGCCGAGAUCGGGGCCCCGGCCGAGGGGACGCGGCGCAAGGCGAUCGCGCGCGACGGCUGGAUGCCGCAGCCGCAGCUGGCGGAGAAGCGCGAGGCCAAGCGAGCGAGGGGCUGGGUUUUCCCCGAGGACCCCGUCGGCCGGAAGGAGCUGGGCAAGAGAGGCGUGCGCUAUGGGGCGUGCUGAGUGAGAAAUCGGAUCGCUCUGACCAUGCAUGCUCGCUUCUGACCUUUAAUCCCGGAUGGGGAGUGGGACGGACGGGGCGUGAGUUUGGACAACACUGGCUGGAUCCAGGGUCUGUUGUGAACUCUUGCGUCACGGUAUUUUUUUUUGGGGGGGGUCGCAUUG